Messenger RNA from Theobroma umbraticum, 1553 nucleotides. RefSeq names its product alpha/beta-Hydrolases superfamily protein. The record is from RefSeq and is a predicted model, not a curated record. NCBI's taxonomy places the organism in Eukaryota, Viridiplantae, Streptophyta, Magnoliopsida, Malvales, Malvaceae.
GGGCAGGAAAAGUAACGUGCAAAUUGGCUUUGCUUUUUCAUCCAUCUUAUAAUACUACUACAUUGACAGCGGCUUUGAGUUCCACGCUCCACCGCCAAAUCCUAUUGAGGCAUUAACCAUGGAACUCUCUCUGACUUUCAGAUCCUGGUCACCUUUUCUUCCCCGAAAACUCAACUCUCCAUCCUCUCAUCCACCAAAGCUUUCGAUUCCUACCAUUUCUCCCACUCCAGCACUUCCACUUCAACGAACUCGUCGCCUAACUGUCGCAACAGCUGCGGGCAAGAAGAAGAUUGAGGGAGUCAGUGAAGAGUUGAACUUGAUUGCUUCACAGAAUCUUGACUAUGCUGCCGCUCGUAGAAGAGUUCGAUCUGCUUUCAUCCAAGUGCAGCAGCAGCUUGAUCAUUGCUUGUUCAAGAUGGCUCCUGCUGGUGUGAGAACAGAGGAGUGGAUUGAAAGGAAUUCAAAGGGACUGGAGAUUUUCUUUAGAAGCUGGAUGCCAGAACCAGGAGUUAAGAUUAAGGGUGCUGUUUGUUUUUGCCAUGGAUAUGGUGAUACUUGCACUUUCUUCUUUGAAGGCAUUGCUAGGUUCAUUGCCGCAUCCGGCUAUGGUGUUUAUGCUAUUGAUCAUCCAGGUUUCGGUCUCUCUGAAGGAUUGCACGGUUACAUCUAUAGCUUUGAUGAAUUAGCUGACAAUGUCAUUGAACAAUAUGCAAAAAUCAAAGAAAGACCUGAAUCUAGAGGAUUGCCCUUCUUCAUAUUGGGACAGUCCAUGGGUGGAGCUGUUACUCUCAAAGUUCACUUGAAGGAUCCACAAGGAUGGGAUGGAAUAAUCCUUGUAGCGCCAAUGUGUAAAAUUGCAGAUGAUGUAACUCCUCCAGAACCGGUUUUGAAGGUUUUGACCUUUCUGUCUAAAAUUAUGCCAACAGCAAAGCUUGUCCCACAGAAAGAUCUAGCUGAAUUGGCUUUCCGAGACCCAAGGAAAAAGAAAAUGGCUGUAUACAAUGUGAUUUGUUACAAUGAUCCAGUACGAUUGAAAACUGCUGUUGAACUUUUAAAGGCCACCAAGGAAAUUGAGAUGCAAGUCGAGAAGGUUUCAUCUCCAUUGCUGAUUCUUCAUGGAGCCGAUGAUAAGGUAACAGAUCCAUUAAUCAGCCAGUUUCUUUAUGAAAACGCCUCGAGCAAGGACAAAACUCUGAAGCUAUAUGAAGAAGGCUAUCACAGCAUUCUGGAAGGGGAACCUGAUGACAGAAUUUUUACUGUCCUUAAUGAUAUUAUUGCAUGGCUUGAUGCCCGGUGCUAGGUUCAGUAAAAUUCUUGACAUGCAUUGAUUCUUUCCCUGCUACUAGACCUCCACUUAAUGAUACCAAGUUUUCAAAACUUUAGUAGUUGAUGUCCAAACAAGGUGGGAAAAACAAGGAGACUUCAGUAGUUGGGAUUGAUAUUUCUGUAAAUACUUAGAGACCAAUAAAUCAAAGUCAGUUCGGAACCUGAGGACGGUCACUUUUGUUGGCUCCAUUAGUUUUUGAUGAUAAUAAAACAUUCUCAUUUAUCUA